GAGUGUGUUAGGACGACACGAUUAAGUUCGGACUUGCGGAGGCCUACCGGGCGAGGACUCCACGCCCAAAGCCAGUGCUCAGUCUACAACUUCGCUUGAGAGGCGGGCGAGGCCGCUGGACUCCAGGGAUCGCUCUGGGGCCGCUCCAAAGGAGCGAAGCCGGCCGCAGCUUCUGCCAUGGUUGGGCCCGCCGUGCUGCGCGCUCUGCGCAAGAACAAGACCCUUCGCUACGGAGUCCCCAUGUUGUUGCUGGUUGUUGGAGGUUCCUUCGGGCUGCGUGAAUUUUCACAGAUUCGAUAUGAUGCCGUGAAGAUUAAGGUUGAUCCCGAAUUGGAAAAAAAAUUGAAAGGAAAUAAAAUAACUUUAGAGUCAGAAUAUGAGAAAAUAAAGGACUCCACUUUUGAAGACUGGAAGAAUAUUCGAGGCCCGAGGCCCUGGGAAGAUCCUGAACUCCUCCAAGGACAAAACCCAGAAACUCUUAAGCCUAAGGCAGCCUGACUGUGCUCAGCUUUUCAAUAAAAUGUCCUCACCUGGCCCUGUACUCCACUAGGAAGAAGAUCCCAGACCUGUACAGACUUGGAUGUGAAUAAUGUAAUGGCAGAAUGUUUCGAUUAAAAAGUCAAAUGUGAGUCUUUAUGCUUCCCGGUCAGUCUGAUUGCAGACGAAAGGAGCAGUGUUGAACACACGCACACACGCGCACACACACACACACACACACACACACACACACACGCACCCCCUAGUAAAAAUGUGACCACCAUACGAGCCAUAACUCCUGCCACCAUAACGAGCCCUCGCUACCAACCACUAGUACAUUUUGCUACAUCAUUUUGGAUUCUGAUGAAAAUCAAAGACUGGGAUCCAAAUUUUCCCAAUAAAAUUGUGACUUUAUGUUAAACUGAUAACUGGUCAUAAUCUAGUAAUGAUCUGUCUUUUAUUCCUAACACGUCAUAAAGCAGCCUCUGAAACCAUUGAGCCGAUUAAGGAAAUUGCAUCAUUUACCGAAUCCAUGUGCAAGUGCAGUGCAUGCCGGUAGGAAUAUAUGCCACGUUCGUGGAGGUUAUCAGAUGCCUGCGGCUUGGGCUGGAAGUCGGUUCUAUUUUGCCUGUGAGAUAUGCUGUGGUCCGAUUCCUCAGCGAAGUGAAGGCAGGGUUUGUUCUUAAACCAACAGCUCAUUUUCCCCUUUCACCUCUGCUUAGGCAGGCCUAGCCCUCCACCCCGUGUGGUUUUAAUGCUGAACUCUAAAUACCUCAAGUUUCAGCUGCGAUAGCCCCACUAUCACUGCUCCUCAAAAUAAUAAAACAUCCUACUUUUCCCUCUACCAGGCUUCUAGUUUGUUUCAACAGAUUAGUUUUAGUAAUCUUAGAAUGAUAUUUAAUGGAUAAUGACAAACUGAUUUCAAAGUUACUGUCUUAGUUACUUUUCUUUUUUUAAUAAUUUAUUUUAUAAAAGAAAACAAACUAUCUUUUUUACCAAUCCCAGUUUCCACUCCUUCCCUUCCUCCCAUGGAGAAACAUGCCUUACUGGCUUGCUCCCAUCGCUGACCCAGCUUCAUUUCUUAUAAACCCCAGGGUCGCUCUGCCGUCAAGCACAGUGGGCUGGGUUCUCCCACAUCAAUCGUCACUCAAGAAAAUGACUUGCAGACUUGUCUCCAGGCCAAUUAUUACAGAGGCAUUUUCUCAACUCUGACUCCUUAUUCCCAGAUGACCCUAUCUUGUGUAGAGUUGACAUGAAAACUGACCAUAAUAUCCGCCCCUUGUCAACUUGCAACACGAAUACAGCACUUACUAAGCCAUAGCCUGUCUUGCUCUUCCAUGGUGUCAUGCUGAUAUUAAUAUGACAAUGUAAAGACCCCAGCCUUUAAAAAUUUCAGUCUUUAAAGUUCAGUCUUUAAAAUAUCGACUCUUUCAAAGUUCAAAGCCUCUUUAUAAUCCACAGUGUCUCUAGCCAUGGGCUCCUGGAAGAUAAAACAAGAACAAAACUAAAGAUAACAGCUAAAUCCUUUCUUCCUCCGAGAGGGAAGAGCCAGGGCAUGCGCAGUCACAAUCAAAUAAAAUCAUCCCAAAAUUCACCAGUGUAAAGAGUUUGAUGCUUGGCGUCUGGGAUCCAUUCACAACCAUCCAGACAAUAAAGGUCACCUGCCACAAUCCCCCCCAAACUGUGUGCUACUGGUCUCUUGUGCCAAUGCAUUCAAGGCCACUUCCCACUUUCCCUUCUAUCAGGUUCAGUGUAACUGGUUUCACACCGAGUUCCUCGAUUCACUUGGACUUGAGUUUUGUGCAUCUAUUUACAAUCUUUUACAUGGUGAUAUCCAGUUAUGGCAACACCAUUUGUUGAAGAUGCUUUUCCUUUUCCAUGGUACCAUUUUUGCUUCUUUGUCAAAAAUCAGGUGUUCAUAGGUAUGUGGAUUAAUGUCAGGGCCUUCUAUUUGGUUCCAG
This is a messenger RNA of Microtus oregoni (creeping vole), 2438 nucleotides long. Its product is annotated as cytochrome c oxidase assembly protein COX16 homolog, mitochondrial. The transcript has 4 exons. The record is from RefSeq and is a predicted model, not a curated record. The coding region runs from base 178 to 498 and encodes 106 amino acids. Gene Ontology annotation, cellular component: mitochondrial inner membrane. Gene Ontology annotation, biological process: mitochondrial respiratory chain complex IV assembly. Lineage: Eukaryota; Metazoa; Chordata; Mammalia; Rodentia; Cricetidae.